Chelonia mydas (Green sea turtle) is the source of this 2677-nucleotide messenger RNA. Its product is annotated as protein FAM71F2. Gene Ontology annotation, cellular component: nucleus. NCBI's taxonomy places the organism in Eukaryota, Metazoa, Chordata, Testudines, Cheloniidae. Bases 1330 to 2415 code for a protein of 361 amino acids. The record is from RefSeq and is a predicted model, not a curated record. The transcript is spliced from 7 exons.
GUCUGAAUGCUGUACCAGCUGCUGCUCCAAAGCUUCCUGAAGCCGAGCUCCUGGCACCCGCCUGGGUGUGGGGAGGCUCCCCUGGGUGGGGGAGGACUCUCGGCAGGGGGUCAGCGCAGGGGAAGCCGUGUGCGAGGCCUGGAUCCACUGAUCGUUUGUCUCUUGCCCUGCAGAGCCUGUCGUGGGCUGUGGCUGCAGCUGUCUGGUGCUGUCCCCGGCCCCUCUGCUCCCCCACCCUGUGCACUGACUGAGUGCUGCUGGGGUCUGGGGUCCCUGCCUCUAGUUCUGGGGAAGGCUUUUGAGACUUGUUUCCGUUGCGGGGUGGGGGCUGUAACGCGAGGUUUAUACCCCAUGGUGGGGGUGGGACUUAGUGGCUCCCUCUAAUGCACAGAGCUGGAGGACUCCCUAACGGCGGCUGGGGUCCCUGGGUCUGGCUGGGAGCUGAGCCCCUGCCGUAGGUGUAGUGUGACUUCUGUAUGGCGGGGGCAGGUCCAGUCAGGCCAAUGGGGCUGCAUGUUGGGUGUGGGGGAAGGGGGAAUUCUGCACCUGCCUGAGGCUUGCAGUGUGGGGGGAGGCCAAUGCUCCAUGCCCCCCAAGCUGCACCCAGGCUCCUGGCCUCGCUGGUAUGCAGCUGGCAGUGCCUAUGCCCUGCUCUGUUGGCUGUGGGGCUCUGCACCCCGCCUGCUCUAGGCUCCUGACGCAGGAAUGGCCCCACCUCGCGGUGAGCCCUGGAGCCGGCCCCGAGGCCGGGGCCCGCAGGUGCAGGUGUGGCCUGGUGCCCCGCCAGACUCCCUCCAGCAGCCUGGGAGCGGCUGUUAAUGGGUCUCUCCUGCCCUGUAGCGGAUAAAGCUGCUGGCUAGACCCACACACGCCUGUAGGGGGGCUUCCCCUUGCCCUGCUGCCCCUCGCGUCUCUUCCACCAGCCGCCUCAUUGCUGAAUCCAGUGGAGAGCGCUCCUGCCCCCACCCCCCCGUCCUGCCUUCCCUCCCAGCUUGGCCCCUCAGCUGCUGGGGCUGCUGUUUGCCCUGCUGCAAGUGGAGGGGUGGGGGGAGCUGCAGCCGGCCGGCCAAGCCACUCCCGGGCCCUGCAGAUGUUCAGGCCGUUCCCAGGCCCUAGCCAGGGCAGGUCACCUGCCAGUUAUUGUGACAUCACAAACUCGGCUGCCUGCCGGCUCCCAGGCAGGUGGCAGAUGGGGCCUUGCCGGUCUGCAGACAUGCUCAGCGUAGUCCUGUCCCCGGCUGUGGGGCAGAGGAGCACUAGGAAAGCCGGGGGGCCGUAGCAGACAGAAGCAGCAUGCUGUCUCUCUAACGAGCUGCUCCCGAGGGCUGCAUGGCCGGCGGCAGGCGCUUCCGCGUGAGCACGUUCCUGGCCCAUGACCCAGCCUCGGGCGUGCACCUCGGGGUGGAAGGUGGGAUACUCUGCCAGCUCCUCCGAUCUCCAGAUUACAACCUUUUCCCCAAGUCGGCAGUGUUUGAAAGUAAUUUCAUCCAGGUGACGAAGCAGGGGAACUGGGUGGAUAUCCACAACGCUCCCACACUGGUGACCCUGGGGGUGACGUCCUCGGACCCCUGCCUGCCCCUCCCCAACGUGCUUCUGAUCGCCAGGCUCGCCGUGCUGGGAGAAACCCCCCCUGGGAGGGCAGGCCAGCCCCAGGAGCCCUCCAUGGCCCUAAGCAGGCUCCUCCCAUUGAGGUACGUCAGGCUGUCGGUCCAGGACAGCGGCCGGCGCCUGCUGCGGGUGCAGGUGGUGACGGGGAAGGUUUAUUACCUGCGGCUGCACCAGGCGCACCCUGACGCCGUGUUCACGCUCUGGAGCCGGCUGGCAGACAUCCUGCAGCGGGGGCUCUCCAUCACCACCAAGGACCCCUCCAUCCACGUCCCACACAGCCUGGUGCUGAGUGUGGGCAGCUCCUCCACCAGCUCCCCCACACAGCUGGUGCCUGAUUCCCAGCCGCCCUUGGGAGCCAGUCGCAGCGUGGUGGCGAGGAUGGGCAAGCAUUUGUCGGGAACGCUCUCCCAUCUCUCAGGAGCAGCCUUGGGGAAAACGGAGAAAGACAGUUCGGUCCAGAGAAGACUCUUCUCCUGGAAUCUUACGGCUCGGAGCAAAUCUCCUGCCAGGGAAGAGGAUUCGGGUGCCCCAAGCUGGUCAGGAGGGAAGCUGGCGGUGUGUGAGCGGUGCCGGGGGCGCAGGCCAAGCGACCCAGGAGAGACACCCAGCCUGAGGACAGCCCUGCGGUGGCUAGACACUAAGUGCCAUGGACUCUGGGAACGAGACACACCUGCUGGGCUGCUGCCACUGUCCCGGCUCAGCAGCCUGGUAGCUGCAGGUCCUGGGGUGCCGUGGGGGCUGCCUCUGGGACUGGACUGCGCUGUCUGGGUCAGAGACUGCUGCAGCGUGGGCCAGAACAGGCUCUGAUGUUAGCGCUGAGCCCGAGCUCGUGGAUGCUGUCUCCACAGCCAGGUGUCGGGAGGGGAAGCUGGAGCUGGUCGGCUGUGCGGCGGAUACGCACUUCUCCUACACACAACGCAGGAAGGAAUGCGUUACCCUGGCUAUGGCUCUCCUACAACAACCGCGACAGCUGGCUCGAGCUCUGUGUGUGUGUGUGUGUGUGUGUGUGUGUGUGUGUGAUGCUUUUGUCAGGGACAGAACAGCAAUGGAGUCUUAGAACUUAGUAAGU